AUGGCGAAGACCCAAGGUCACGGCCGUGUUUUGGAGGCUUUGCUUGCGUCUUCUGAGUCCCCUGUCGCGGCCGCACAGUCGCUGUUAGAUUCAGCCGUAGCAGCGGGGAGGGCAUUCGAUGUGGUUUCUUCUGGCGGCACUCUACACAUGAGUACCGCAUUUGAUCAAUCGUCUGCAUCAGGGAUGAACACUGAGGACGGCGAUGGGUUAGCCUUUCUCGUGUCUCUGUUGGGCUUGGAUGGACAAGGAUCAAAGGGCGAGGAGGGGGUGAGCAGCGCAUCCGAACCAGUCGAUGGGGAAGGCGCGGAAGCGUCGGUAACCGGUAUUGCGGGCCUGGAACCUAGCAAGGCAACUGAAGAGAGGAAGCAUACAAAAUGUGAUGCUGUUGACGAAAUAACUUCAUCCGGCAACGUAGCUUCAAAUGCACUGUCAGGAGUUACGGUGGGCUGUGGUUUCGAACAAGGGGGCGCAAGUGGGGCCAUGGGCAGCGGCAAGGUAUUCACCAGAGGCAUGUCAAUGUUGGCGAACAUGGGUGGGGGGGACUGUAAGGGAGGAAGUGGUAGGGUUGGUGGAGCUGAUUAUGGUGAAAAGAGGUCAAGAGGACAUGAAGGCGUUUCGUCAGAACUAGGCGGUGCCGGAGUCUGUUCUGGUGGGAAGGGCAGGACAUUGGACUGUUUACGUUCGAGUAGAGGGACGCAAGAUGGGGGGUGCGCAGUACAACACCGGAGGCGCAGUGUGGCCCAAAGUAUACCAGGGCGACAGGUUUACGAGAAGAAGGGUUACCUUCCCUUUACAUCCGAAGAAGGUCGUGGUGACGAUGCCGGUCUCCAGGGUACAUCGAACCAUGGCAGCGGCGCCUGGGGGGUUGGUUUUCUACCGAGUAUCUUACUCAAUGACAGCGCUCUUGCUCUACAGACAGCGCUUGUUGCGCUGCUCCAGUUGCAGAAACAAGAUGAGGAAGGAGUGAAACAAGAACCAGUUAUACCGAGGAGGUACGACCAACUGUCAGUCAUGAGAAUAAAAUGGCUGAAGUAG
Messenger RNA from Neospora caninum, 1035 nucleotides. RefSeq names its product putative zinc finger (CCCH type) protein. Lineage: Eukaryota; Apicomplexa; Conoidasida; Eucoccidiorida; Sarcocystidae. Bases 1 to 1035 code for a protein of 344 amino acids. The transcript has a single exon. The record is from RefSeq and is a predicted model, not a curated record.